AUGGGCGAGAAAGAGCAUGAUAUCUCGCCAGCGCGAGAGGCCAGCAUUGACGAGGGGCAACUCGCUGCUGAGAAGCAGAUGCGCGACAUCGGCGCAGAUCUAUACCUCGAAGUACAACAAUACUCGAGAGAGGAGCUAGAAGCAGAGCGAAAGGUCGUACUUCGGAAGAUCGAUUGGGUCAUUAUGCCAAUGAUCUGCAUGACAUACAUGAUCCAAUUCCUCGAUAAACUGUCCCUAAACUACGCAAAUGCCUACACUCUAACACCUGACCUCGGCCUCGAAGGCGACCGCUACGGUUGGGUCGCCGCCAUCUUCAAUUUCGGCUACCUCUUCUGGGCGCUCCCAGCAAACUACCUCAUUCAGCGACUCCCCGUUUCGAAAUACACCGGCUCCAUGAUCCUCCUCUGGUCCAUCCUCCUCUGCUGCCACGUCGCGGCCAAAAACUACGCUGGGAUGCUCGCCCUGCGUUUCUUACUGGGUAUGUUCGAAGCGAGUAUCAGUCCAGCUAUCAUGAACAUUGUCAGCAUGUUCUACCGGCGCGACGAACAACCAGUACGCAUGUGCGUUUUCCUUGCUUUCAACGGCAUGGCGACAAUGGUUGGCGCCUUGCUUGGCUACGGCCUUGGUCACGCACACUCGUCGCAUAUCAAGACCUGGCAGCUCAUCUUCCUCGUCAUUGGGCUGUUGAACUUCGUCUGGGCGUGGGUGUUCCUCUGGGUCAUGCCUGAUAGUCCUUCCACUGCGAAAUUCUUAUCGCACAAGCAGAGAAUCGUGGCGAUUGACCGGAUUGCAAGCAACAUGAUUGGUGUCAAGACGAAACAGUUCCAGAAGGCGCAGGCGGUGGAAGCUGUUCUUGAUUUCAAGGUCCUUUGCAUCAGUUUGAUUGGACUCUGCUGCGGCGUGAUCAACGGCGGUGUGUCAAACUUCUCAUCUUCACUCAUUCGCGGAUUUGGGUUCAGUGGGAUUUAUGCUACAUUACUGCAGCUUCCGACGGGUGCGAUUGAGUUUGUGGUUGUCCCGCUUUGUGGGCUUGCAGCUGGGUACUUUAGGGAUACGCGUUGUCUCAUCCUGGCCGUGGUUUGUUUGCCGCCGUUGGCUGGACUUCUGGGCAUUCGACUCACGCCCUUGUCACAACGCUGGAGUCUGGUUGGGUGCACAUGGUUGCAGUACAUCGUCGGUGCUCCGGUCAUUCUGUCGUGGAAUCUGCUGACGACAAACAUCGCCGGACAUACGAAGCGCAGUACGGCGAACGGGCUGUGGUUUGUUUUCUACGCUGGGGGAAACAUAGCGGGUGCGAACAUUUUCUUUUCAAGAGAGGCGCCGAGGUACUUUUCAGCCUUGACAGGACUUAUUGUCUGUUACUGCGCUAUGGUGGUUAUAGCCGGUGUGCUGGCUUUGUGGAUGAGCUGGGAGAAUAAGAGGAGGGAUAAGAAGUUUGGUCAAGGAGAAGAUGAGCAAGCCAUUAGGGAUGGAUUUAGCGAUUUGACGGAUAAGCAGGCCAAGCACUUUAGAUAUGCGUUGUAA
Messenger RNA from Alternaria burnsii, 1524 nucleotides. Its product is annotated as allantoin permease. The transcript has 2 exons. The record is from RefSeq and is a predicted model, not a curated record. NCBI's taxonomy places the organism in Eukaryota, Fungi, Ascomycota, Dothideomycetes, Pleosporales, Pleosporaceae. Gene Ontology annotation, molecular function: transmembrane transporter activity. Gene Ontology annotation, cellular component: membrane. The coding region runs from base 1 to 1524 and encodes 507 amino acids. Gene Ontology annotation, biological process: transmembrane transport.